This is a messenger RNA of Sphaeramia orbicularis (orbiculate cardinalfish), 2827 nucleotides long. It is a transcript of the gene polr3e, whose product is annotated as polymerase (RNA) III (DNA directed) polypeptide E. Bases 235 to 2301 code for a protein of 688 amino acids. Gene Ontology annotation, cellular component: RNA polymerase III complex; nucleus. Gene Ontology annotation, biological process: tRNA transcription by RNA polymerase III. The record is from RefSeq and is a predicted model, not a curated record. The transcript is spliced from 21 exons. Lineage: Eukaryota; Metazoa; Chordata; Actinopteri; Kurtiformes; Apogonidae.
CGUUGUUAAGCACAGACAACAUGAUACUAGGCAACACCGCUUCCACUUCCAGCAUGUUAGCAUGAGUGAACAGACACUGCCCCUGCAUCUACACUGAAACACCUGUGGACUGUUCGUACACGGAUGAGAUAGCUAAGACUGUUCAGCGAGGUGUGCAGGUUAGAUCCCAAAGGAUCUGCUGCUUCUUCUCUCCUGUUUUCUCUGUUUUCUCCUCCUCCUUCUGCGUACAUCAAAAUGGCCAGUGGGGAUGAUGACGACCCUAUUAUAGAAGAGAUUGACGUGUAUUUAGCCAAAAGCCUUACAGACAACCUGUAUCUUUUCCAGUACCCUGUACGACCAGCUACCAUGACCUACGAUGAUGUUACUCACUUAACUGCCAAAAUCAAACCCAAGCAGCAGAGGGUGGAGUUGGAGAUGGCCAUUGACGCCAUGAGUCCAAACUACUGUAGAAGCAAAGGAGAGCAGAUUGCUCUGAACGUGGAUGGCACCAGCUACGAUGAAACUAACACCUAUUCAGCGAAAAUGAUGGAUAAACAGACUUUCUCCUCCAUCCAAGCCACCACCAACACUUCCAGAUAUGCUGCUGCUGUGUUUCGCAAAGGUGAGCUUCAUGUCACACCUCUGACGGGAAUCCUUCAGAUGAGGCCAAGCUUCUCCUAUCUAGACAAGGCUGACAACAAAACCAGAGAAAGAGAGGCAACCAAUGAGGGUGGAGACUCUUCUCAGGAUGAGGCAGAGGAGGAGGCCAAGGCCAUCACUGUGAGGUUUGCCCGUCCUGAGUCAGAGCAGGCCCGACAGAGGAGGAUCCAGUCAUACGAGUUCCUUCAGAAGAAGCAGGCGGAGGAGCCCUGGAUUCACCUGCGCUACCAUGGUGUCAAGGACGGACGCUCGGAGCACGAAAAACAGUACCUGUUCUGCCAAUCAGUGGACACGUCUGAGAACUCUGAACUGGUCAAAAGUCCAAAGGAAUACCUGGCCAUGCUGAUGCCCCCACUCACAGAGGAAAAAGUUGUGAAGCCUGUUGGUCCUAGUAAUGUGCUCUCCAUGGCUCAACUCCGUACACUACCCCUGGGAGAACAAGUGAAGACCUUGAUGAAGAAUGUUAAGGUGAUGCCUUUUGCCAACCUCAUGGGCCUCCUUGCGUCUGGCACAGACUCAACUGCAGUUUUGCGCUGCAUCCAGCAGGUGGCGCUGCUGGUUCAGGGGAAUUGGGUCGUCAAGAGUGAUGUCCUGUAUCCUAAAAACACGUGCAGUCCUCACAGUGGUGUUCCGGCUGAAGUGCUGUGUCGUGGCAGAGACUUUGUGAUGUGGAGGUUCACACUGGAGCGCUCUGUGAUGAGGAAAGAGGUUGCAUCUAUCAUCAAACUUCCACCGGAGGAUGUGAAAGAGUUCCUGGAGCAUGUGGCUGUGCCGCGUGUUAACCGAGGAUGGGAGUUCCUGCUUCCUACAGACGUAGACUUCAUUAAGAAACACCCAGAUGUGGCCCACAGGCAGAACAUGCUGUGGCUCGGCAUCCAGAGCAAGUUGGAAAAGGUUUUUGUCUUCUCCAAAGAAGACUUCAUGCCAAAGAGUUGUCCUCAGCCAGAGCCGGUGCAUAUCCCCGGGGAUCAUGUUUUGAAAGUGGCUCAAGAGCGAGCGCACACGAACCAGUCGACCUUAAUGAAGGAGCUGACGGUUAAGAAGGAGAACUUUAAGGCAGGAGGCAGCGUGUGCAUCAAACAGGAGCCCAUCAGCGACAGGGAAGAUGAACCGAUGGACACGUCCUCUUGUCUCCUGAACGGUUCUGUCAAUGGUUUCCCCGGAGCUGCCUCCCCCAGCUUUGAUCACGCCAACGGUAACAGAGCCGGUCCCGCCCCGGAGCUGCAGGACUUUGUGAAUAAGACUUUCAGAAAGCAUUUUGUACUGACACUGAGCGAGUUCAAGAGACUCUUUAACCUCCACCUGGCGUCCAUGCCGGCAGGACAGGUGGUCAUCCAGUCCCUCUCAGACCGGAUCCUGCAGGACGCCAUUCUGCUCAACCACUGCAGACAGAUCCCGGUGCCUUUUCCUGCUCAGACCACAGCGGCGCCCGAUGAACAGAAGGUGUUUGGUUUGUGGGAGACGGGAGAAGACUUCGACAAGCACCGCCGGCUGCUCUAUGACCUGUUCUCGAAGAACUACCGCAUCAGGAGGACCAUGCUCCAGGCCAAACUGGCCCAGGAGCUCAGUGAGCCCUCCAAGGAGGACAUGGACCGGCUGCUCAGGGAGUGCUGCAUGAGUCAGGCCGGCAUGUGGUACCUCAAAGGAACCAUCCAGUCAUGACGUUGAGAUCCUGCUCCUCGCCGGCAACCAAUGAGAUCCACUCUUAAGUGUCCAGUGGGAGGGGCAGCCCAGACUUCAGAGACGGGAGCCAAUGGCAGCGCACCAUGCUGCUGCUGUCAGGGCGGGACAGAGGUAUCUGCUCUGUUGUCUGCACAGAACAUGAAGCUUUUGUCAUUUCAGUAGAAGUUACCGUGUCCUUAAGUGACGCUGUGGCGCAGAUCCAAAGUCCACUCACAACAGCAAGAGCUGCAAUGACCUACACACGACAUGAAGAAGAUGCGAAUAGAUUUAUGAGCUUUAUGAGUUAAAUGUUUGAGUUCAUGUGUUCACUGUUGAAGGCAGGCGUGGUUCGGCGCUUUCACUACUUUCUCCUGAUUUGGAAUUUCUGCAGAAGGUAUUACCCACAUGGUUUGUCAUUUUCCAUUCACAAAACACAUUUAAAUGCCUAAAAAAACUGAAAAAUAAAGUGACCCCCUCACUAUUUCAUUUCCAGAUCUUUAUUUUUUACACCUGUCCACACUAAUAC